AUGUCCGCCAAACAGACGCCGUCAAUCAUUGGCAAAAUUUACCGAGCAUAUGAUAAGUCGUCCAACCACAGUCAUUGCAUUGUUCUGGAAAAUCGUAUGCAAGCUGAAGUGUUGUUGUUUGAAAACAACACUCUGUGUACGGCCACGGUCAGUGAGUUCGACACGUUCAAACGACAGUGUGUGAAAAUAGUAGACGCCUACGGAUGCCUUGGUGUUUUGAAUGUAAAUAUCGAGAAUAAAGUAGCACUGUUCCUGGUGUUGGUAACUGGGUGCCAGUCAGUUGGCAAGAUAUCUGAUGCAGAAAUAUUCAAAAUCACGCAGACCACGUUUGUUUCAUUGCGUAAGCAACAGAGCGAUGACUAUGCAUCCGAGGUACGGAAGCUUUUAAACAGUGGUAGUUUUUAUUUUUCGAGGUAUGUGUCACAAGAUGUUCGUUUUGAUUUAACCCUGUGCGCCCAGAGACAAUGGAAUAACUGUGUUCCUGAUAAACGUUUCUUUUGGAACCGCAAUUUACAUGUAUAUUUUAUUCACUUUGGAAUUGAUACCUCCCAAUGGUUAAUGAAAAUUGUUUGUGGCAGUAUUGAAAUAAAAACUGUUUAUGCAAGACACAAGCAAGCCAGAAUCGCUAUAAUAUCAAGAUUGAGUUGUAGAAGAGCUGGAACUAGGUUCAAUGUCCGUGGUUGUAAUGAUGAUGGUUAUGUUGCAAAUUUUGUUGAAACCGAACAAGUUAUAUACUUGGAUGAUGAGGUUACUUCUUUUGUGCAAAUAAGAGGUAGUGUACCACUAUUUUGGGAACAACCAGGAAUGAAUGUUGGAGCACAUAAAGUAAAACUGUCAAGAAGCAUUGAAUCUUCAGCGGACGUUUAUGAGAAACACGUUAAAUCAUUAACAGAUUGUUAUGGUAAUAUAAUUUUCAUUAAUUUGCUAGGUGGAGCAAAUUCAAAUAGUAAAGAAAAUGAAUCUGCCUUGAGCUAUGCAUUUGAACAAAAACAUUCCACUUCAGCAUUUUCUUUCAUACCAUUUGUUGCAUUUGAUUAUCAUCAAGAGUUUAAAAGUAAUGGUGAUAAGAGUCUACAAAAAUUGAAGAACUCAGUUAAUCCAUAUUUAGACUCAUUUGGUUUGUUUUAUGCAAAAGGUAACUCUGUUGUAAAACACCAAACCGGUACCAUGAGAAUAAAUUGUACCGAUUGUCUUGAUCGUACAAACUGCAUUCAAAAAUUUUUUGCUCUUGAUAUGUUGGCCAAGCAACUGGAAUUUCUUUGUCAAAAUGAAACUGAUCAAAUAAUAUCAAGAUUUGAAGAAGUAUUUCAACAGCUUUGGGUAAACAAUGGCAAUGAGAUAAGUAGAAUAUAUGCUGGUACUGGUGCAAUACAAGGUGGAUCUAAAUUAUUGGAUGGAGCUCGAUCUGCAGCCAGAACUAUUCAAAAUAAUCUUUUGGAUUCUAGUAAACAAGAAGGAUUUGAUAUAUUAUUAUCAGGUAAUGCCUUUAACAAUGAGUUGUUAGCAAAAGCUAAAGCAUUACUUCCUUAUAACACUUGGCAAUGUCAUCCAGAUUUGGCAGAAGAGAUGUGCAAAAAGUAUAAAUCUUAUACUUACACGAGUAAUUUAAGAAUUUCUGUUGCUACAUACAAUGUAAAUGGAGGUAAACAUUUUUUGAAUUUUGAUUCUAAUAACUUGGAAUCAUUAUCCAAAUGGCUCUUGGAUCCCUAUAAAGUCUCCUUAUUUGAUCCAUCAAAAAAGUUCUUCCUAAAUGAUAAUAAUAAUCUUCCUGAUAUUUAUGCAAUUGGAUUUGAAGAAAUUGUUGACUUAAAUGCCAGUAAUAUUAUGGCUGCUAGUUCAAACAAUGCAGACUCAUGGAAUAAAAGUCUUAAAAACAUUUUGUCUUCUAAAAGGGAUUAUGUCCUACUUACUAGUACACAACUAGUUGGUGUUUGUCUGUUUAUAUUUGUAAAACCAGAACUAUUACCUUAUAUUAAAGAUGUUACUACAGACUUUGUUAAGACAGGAAUGGGAGGAACAACUGGUAAUAAAGGAGCUGUAACGGUGAGAUUCACUUUAGAUGCUACAAAUCUUUGUUUUAUAUGCUCUCACUUUGCUGCCGGGCAAUCACAAGUUGCUGAUCGUAAUGCAGACUUCAAUGAAAUAGCGAGAAAACUGAAAAUUCCAAUUCAAUCAAAUGAUUAUGUAUACUGGUGUGGAGAUUUUAAUUAUCGGGUUGAUAUGGAUCGUUUAGACCUCAUAAAUCAUGUACUAGAUGGAGACUUGGAAGAAGUUUUAAAGUAUGAUCAACUUUUAGCUCAAUGCAGAGAUAAAAAAGUAUUUGAAAAUUUCUUUGAAGCUCCUAUAACAUUUCCUCCAACAUAUAAAUAUGACAUACUAUCAGAUGAAUAUGACUCGAGUGAUAAAUGUCGUACACCAGCUUGGACUGAUCGAGUACUUUGGUACUGUAAUGAAAGUAAUAGUUGGCCAAAUGGUAAGCAAGUAUUCUAUGGACGCGCUGAAAUCAAAGAGAGUGAUCAUAGGCCUGUAACGGCUUGUUAUGAAAUUGAAAUUUUGUGCGUUGAUCAAACCCAGAGGGAAAGAGAAUUGAAUAUAAUAUGGAAUGAAUAUGGACCAAUUGAUGGAGUUAUUUUAGUACAUAUUGAAAACACUGACUUUCCUCUAAAUGAUGAAUCAUUUAAAAAUAUAAUGCUUCAAGGUUUGGGUUCUUUUGGUAAAAUUUUAAAUGCCAGAUAUUUCACAGAUCAUGCCGAAAUCACUUAUGAAAAUGGUCGUUCUGCAGCUAAUGCUUUAAAAAUAAAACAAAUAACAAUCUACAAUUAUACUCUAAUUUUAACUGCUAAAGAUAAUAAUUGGGCAUUAGCUAUAAAAAAUGAGAUUGAAACUGUCACAAACAACGUUGUGCCCUUAUGGACGGAUAAGUUGAGACCAGCUCCAAUGAGACCUCCAUUACCUGCAAGGUCUGAUCAAAGUCCGAAUUCUGAUGGAAUGCCGAACUAUCCACCACCCUCAAAUGUUCCUUUACCACCAUUACCCCCAAGACAAAGAAUGCCUCCUCCACUCCCCCCUAGAAAUGGGUGA
Molecule: messenger RNA, 3081 nt
Organism: Macrosiphum euphorbiae (potato aphid)
Lineage: Eukaryota; Metazoa; Arthropoda; Insecta; Hemiptera; Aphididae
Source: the annotation of a GenBank genome assembly